Echinococcus granulosus is the source of this 1542-nucleotide messenger RNA. RefSeq names its product Kinesin-like protein unc-104. The coding region runs from base 1 to 1542 and encodes 513 amino acids. The record is from RefSeq and is a predicted model, not a curated record. The transcript is spliced from 10 exons. NCBI's taxonomy places the organism in Eukaryota, Metazoa, Platyhelminthes, Cestoda, Cyclophyllidea, Taeniidae.
AUGCUUCACCAGGGUCUUCAACGCCGGUUCGCUGUGACGAUUAUCCACGAGGCGAGGGAAAGUGCCUCUCCACCGGUGGAAUUUGUUGACCUGCCGAAAGUGGUAGUUGGAAGGGCACGAGACACGCCGGAAUUCCACUUCACCGAUGCGCAUACACGAAUUUUUUCACUCUCUGUGUUUCCCACUCAUUAUCUACCGCCGGCAGGGGAUGACAGAACAUUCUACCGUUUUGAAGCGGCCUGGGAUAGCUCACUGCACGGCUGUGGCUUUCUCAAUCGAGUGACCCCAAAAGGUCAUACUGUCUACGUCACCAUGUCCUGUUACGUUCAACUGAGCUGUAGCCUUGAUCCCAUUUGUAUUACCAAGGAUUUUGCCAUGAUCAUAUUUCCACGCUCCUCUACCAUUACUGUACCCAGUUCUGUGGAAUUUCUCUCACAACGAGCCCAAUUCGCUUGUCAUCCGCAUAUGGUAGCAAAAUACACCAAAACCGAAGCUCGUCAUACACCAAGGCAUAUGCUAAAUUCCACCUAUGUACGUGGUGAGGAGAAUAUUCGAGGAUGGAGACCACGCAGUGAUUCUCUCAUAGUGGAGCAUCAAAUGAAAUUGGAAAGACUCGCAUUCAUUGAAUCGGUUGAAAAGACAAAGCAAUUUCUUGCUUUGCGUGAAGCAAUCAAAGCCAAGAAACGGGAUGACUUGUUGCAAAGGCUGGAUAAAAUGAUCAGACAACUGCAACGCAAUCGGUGGUACGAUCUUCUUUCACACUUCAAAAGGCCAACUUCUUCCAACCAAUCCUUACUCGAUGAAAAUCCGGACACCACAUCAUUGAAGGGAGUUGCGCGACCGAAUUCGCUUUCAACGAACAAGUCGACAUUCAUAAACUCUGACAAGAAAUCUCUCCUCCUCACUUGUGUCAAUAUCCUUGGAUUCAGUAAUCUUCAACCACGCAUCGUCCGCCAGUCUUGGGGGCUUCAUCUCAAACCUGUCUCGCCUCUUUCUCCUUUGCUAGAUGCCUACAUGCCAAAGGUGAAUGCCGAUUCGGUGUUUCUACAGUGCGGUGAACUUCAAAACGACAUGCUCUGCGCCCGAUGUGAUGAGGUACGCAUUAGUCCGGUGGUGAAUAGAAGAGGACUACUUCUAGUGGCAGAUGAAUCAAAUCCCAAUUGGGUGCCACGCUGGAUCAUGGUUCGACGACCCUUUCUCUACAUUUAUGAAAACGAGAAAGACACUCUAGAACGACGGAUUAUCAACCUUAAAGUAGCUCAUUUAGAGUACAGUGCGGAGGAGGGUGAAAUAUUCGGUCCAAAGAAAACGAGCCCCGAAAGGUCAAAGGUGGUGGAACCAACCAAACAUCCGAUGAUAUUUGCUCUCCAAUACGCCGAUCGAAAAAUUUUCAUGAAGACUGGGCCAAGCGCAAGUAGAAACGAGAUACACGAGUGGUUGUAUGCCAUAGACCCUCUGAUGGCUGGAGAGAUUAACCUUGUCCUCACCUCUCUCCUUGAUCAACCUCCUGAGUUGGCCACCACCUUGACGUCGGUGCCUUGA